This is a messenger RNA of Eptesicus fuscus (big brown bat), 2330 nucleotides long. Its product is annotated as dihydropyrimidinase-related protein 3. The record is from RefSeq and is a predicted model, not a curated record. Lineage: Eukaryota; Metazoa; Chordata; Mammalia; Chiroptera; Vespertilionidae. Gene Ontology annotation, molecular function: hydrolase activity, acting on carbon-nitrogen (but not peptide) bonds, in cyclic amides. Gene Ontology annotation, cellular component: cytosol; cytoplasm. The transcript has 14 exons. Gene Ontology annotation, biological process: actin crosslink formation. The coding region runs from base 182 to 1894 and encodes 570 amino acids.
CUCUGGCAGCCGCCGCGGGAGCCCGGGAGGGGGGCGGAGGCGAGGGGAGGCGGCGGCGCGGCCAGCGCACCACUCGCUCCACCUGAUCGCGGGGCGCUGUGCGCGGAGGAAGGCGCGGGCGAGCCGGAGCCGGAGCCGGAGCGGGAGGGAGGGACGCCGCUGCUCAGCCGCCGCCGCCACCAUGUCCUACCAAGGCAAGAAGAACAUCCCGAGGAUCACGAGUGACCGUCUUCUUAUCAAGGGAGGCAGAAUCGUCAACGAUGAUCAGUCCUUUUAUGCUGAUAUUUACAUGGAAGAUGGCCUAAUCAAGCAAAUUGGAGACAAUCUGAUUGUCCCUGGAGGGGUGAAGACCAUCGAGGCCAAUGGGAAGAUGGUGAUCCCCGGCGGCAUCGAUGUCCACACUCACUUCCAGAUGCCCUACAAGGGGAUGACCACAGUGGAUGACUUCUUCCAAGGGACAAAGGCUGCCUUAGCUGGCGGCACCACCAUGAUCAUCGACCACGUGGUGCCCGAACCCGAGUCCAGCCUGACGGAGGCCUAUGAGAAGUGGCGGGAGUGGGCCGAUGGGAAGAGCUGCUGUGACUAUGCCUUGCACGUGGACAUCACCCACUGGAAUGACAGUGUGAAGCAGGAGGUGCAGAGCCUCAUCAAAGACAAAGGGGUUAACUCCUUCAUGGUUUACAUGGCCUAUAAGGAUUUGUACCAGGUGUCCAACACAGAGCUCUACGAGAUCUUCACCUGCCUGGGAGAGCUGGGAGCCAUUGCUCAGGUCCACGCUGAGAAUGGGGACAUCAUUGCCCAGGAGCAAGCCCGGAUGUUGGAAAUGGGGAUAACUGGCCCAGAAGGUCAUGUGCUGAGCAGACCAGAGGAGCUGGAAGCUGAGGCUGUGUUCCGUGCCAUCACUAUCGCCAGCCAAACCAACUGCCCUCUCUAUGUCACGAAGGUCAUGAGCAAGAGCGCGGCCGACCUCAUCUCACAAGCCAGGAAAAAAGGAAACGUGGUGUUUGGAGAGCCCAUCACUGCCAGCCUUGGCACAGAUGGAACCCAUUACUGGAGCAAGAACUGGGCCAAGGCAGCUGCAUUUGUGACAUCCCCACCUCUGAGUCCUGACCCGACCACUCCUGACUACAUCAACUCCUUGCUGGCCAGUGGGGACCUGCAGCUCUCUGGCAGUGCCCACUGCACCUUCAGCACCGCCCAGAAAGCGAUCGGGAAGGACAACUUCACAGCCAUUCCUGAAGGCACCAAUGGGGUGGAGGAGCGGAUGUCUGUCAUCUGGGACAAGGCUGUGGCCACAGGGAAAAUGGAUGAAAACCAGUUUGUGGCUGUGACGAGCACAAAUGCUGCAAAGAUCUUCAACCUGUAUCCCCGCAAGGGAAGAAUAUCUGUGGGUUCCGACAGCGACCUGGUGAUCUGGGAUCCAGAUGCUGUAAAGAUCGUCUCUGCCAAGAACCACCAGUCGGCUGCGGAGUAUAACAUCUUUGAAGGCAUGGAGCUGCGUGGGGCUCCCCUGGUGGUCAUCUGCCAGGGAAAGAUCAUGCUGGAGGAUGGCAGCCUGCACGUGACCCAGGGUGCCGGCCGCUUCACCCCCUGCAGCCCCUUCUCCGACUAUGUCUACAAGCGCAUUAAAGCCCGGAGGAAGAUGGCAGACCUGCACGCCGUCCCGAGGGGCAUGUAUGACGGCCCAGUGUUUGACCUGACCACCACGCCCAAGGGGGGCACCCCCGCAGGCUCCACCCGGGGCUCCCCCACUCGGCCGACCCCGCCUGUGAGGAACCUCCAUCAGUCGGGAUUUAGCCUGUCGGGCACCCAAGUGGAUGAAGGGGUCCGCUCGGCCAGCAAGCGCAUCGUGGCGCCCCCUGGAGGCCGUUCUAACAUCACAUCCCUGAGUUAAGCAACCCCUCCCCAGAGAGAGGGGCAGAAGCAAGAAGAGAUUGAUUUGAAGCCAACAUGGUACACCGAUAUUUAAGAAGGAGAGCGAAUCCAAACAGUUACGACCUAAAGAAUCAAUAAGCCUCAAGCCUUAUGUUUCUCCAAUGUUACGCUCGCUUGCCUAGCUUUACGAAUAUUGCUUUGUUUAUGCCUAGCCUCGAUUUGGUUGACCCCUCUCCCCCAUUUACAUGCAUGCAAUCAGACAGGCCACUAAGGUAAGGAGUCUGCUAUCUAGUGUUGAGAGCGUGUGUAGUGCUGCAUCUUAAGACAAGGGGACAGACAAAGCUGGAUGUCAGGAGACUGAACAGAAGGGACACAGUUAUUUGGGGUGAGUGGGUGGUGGGAGCCCGAGCAAAGCGGGGAGCUCAGAGGGCUGGGGUAGGGUGAAUACGGGGAGG